Molecule: messenger RNA, 6175 nt
Organism: Lutra lutra (Eurasian river otter)
Lineage: Eukaryota; Metazoa; Chordata; Mammalia; Carnivora; Mustelidae
Gene: CCDC141
Product: coiled-coil domain containing 141
Exons: 24
Coding region: 232-4848 (1538 amino acids)
Source: RefSeq, a predicted model, not a curated record
GGUGUGGUGAUUCUUUCCCCUUCUCUUCUCUCUCUCCCCCUCUCGUGAUAAACUCAAUGGGGUUGUCUAUUUUUAACCUCCUGUUCUUUCCUUUUGGCAGAGUAAUCAGUAUGAGCUGAGCUCUUUCCCUGAAUGAAUCCAAGUAACCCCAGUGACUGCCUUCUGAAAUGACCAGCAGACACACAUCUGUCCAGAGGCUGUCCAGAGUAUAAAUUCUGGUUCUAAAGUGCCAUGUCCAGCCAAGGAAGUCCUGAUGUGGAGUUUUCUACGACGACAGUCAGUUCAGUAGCUGUUCAGGCAGGAGACUCCAAAAUCGUGAUAGCUGUCAUAAAGUGUGGCAAGUGGGUACAACUUCAGUUGGCUGAAUCACAGCCCAAUCUUCUAGAAAUUGGUAGCAGUCAAGAUGAGACCAAAAAGCUUCUUCAUGAUCAUGAAAUUCUUUUGGGCAAGCUCAAGGCUUUGGAAGAUCAGGUAUGGGAACUCUUGCGGGAGGCAGACAAGACAGCUGAAGAGAACAAGGAUCGGAGUCAGGUCUAUGAUGCCAUGGCCAACACCUUGGGUGAAGCAUGGGCAGCCCUUGUCUCUAUGCUUGAAAGAAGAAGGGAGCUCCUCAGGUUGACUUCAGAAUUUUUUGAAAAUGCCUUGGAGUUUGCUAUUAAAAUAGACCAAGCUGAAGACUUCCUCCAGAACACCCAGGAGUUUGAGAAUGCCGAGUCCUUAAAAUCACUUCUUCAGCUUCACGAACAUCAUACCAAAGAACUCUUAGAACGAUCUCUAGCCCUUCUAAACAAAAGUCAACAGCUCACUGACUUCAUAGAAAAAUUCAAGUGUGAUGGACCUAAUGUGAAUCCCAAAUUGACUCAGGGAGCUCAUAACAGCUGUCUGAAGAUUGACAACCUUCUUGAGCUUCUGCAAGACAGGAGACGGCAAAUUGACAAGGACCUGAAGCAACAGCAGCAAGAACUGGGUCAGGUUCUGCAGAUAUAUCAGUGGGACCAGCAAGAAAAUCAGGUUACUUGUUGGUUUCAGAAAACCGUAAGAGAUUUACAGGAACAAAGUCUAGGUUCAUCACUUUCAGACAAUGAGGAGCUAAUCUGUAAACAUGAGGAAUUGAUAAUACAAGCAAAGGAAUGGAAUUCUGCUGCUGAGAAGCUGAGGAGUGAUGCCCUUGGGAUUCUGCUGUCCAAGGGCUACAUGGAGAAAGAGCACCUACGGCUCUCUAACCAGAAACUGCACCAGCUUCAAGGAGAAUGUCGUCAGCUCAUGGCGGAGAGGGAAACUUGGUUAAAAAAGGCAAAUGGCUUUUUUUGCAGUACGAAUAAGGCAUUUGAUGUACUUGGGAGAGUCGAAGCUUACCUUAAGCUCCUUAAAUCAGAGGGUUUAAGUCUGCCUGUCUUGGCAGCGAGGCAUGAGGAAUUACACAGAGAAAUUAAAGACUGCACAGCUGAUGCUUUGCAAAAGGGACAAGCCUUAAUCAGCCAAGUAGACUCCUGUAGCUCUCGGGUAAGUGGAGUCCAUGAGAUGAUGCGAUGCAUUCAGAGACGAAUGGACCAACUGACCCAACAGUGUUCAGCGCACAAAGAAUUUGCUCUUAAGAAACAGCAGUUAAUUGCCUCGGUGGAGGGCCACCUCAAGAAGGUGGAAAUGUCAAUUCAGAAAAUCAUUCCAGUACUUUCCAAUGCAAUGGAUGUCGGUUCCAGCCUUUCUGAAUCAGGGAAGAUUUUGAGUAAAUACUUGGAACUAGAUAUGCAAGCUAAGGAGACAGCACAUGAAUUAGAAACAGCUGCAAAGCUUAUGACAGAGAAAAAUGAAUUUGAACCUGACGAAGUGGCAUUGCUUUCUUCUAAAGCUAAAUGGUUAGAGGAAGAAUUAAAAAUACUUGGCCAAAGCAUCAGCUCCAGGUCACAAGUCCUGCAAUCUUAUGUGGCAUUUCUAAAGUCCUCAGAAGAGGUACAGGAGCAGUAUUGGAGCCUAAAGGAGUUUUACCAAACUGAAAUCCUGCAGAAGGAAGAGGACGAUGCUGAAGUCAAGCAUCGAUCCGAUUCAGCUGAGAAGCAGUGGCAGCUAUUUUUGAAGAGGAGUUUUUUAACUCAAGAUCUAGGGCUUGAGUUCCUUAAUUUAAUAAAUAUGGCAAAAAGGGAUGAAAUAUUAAAUGCGAAAAGUGAAGUACACUUUAUGGAGAACACUAUGGAAAGCCAGAAGGCAGAAAGAGAAGAACUUGGCCACCUUCGGAUGACAUGGCAACUUAAGGGCACUGCUACUCAGCCUGUGAAACAGCAGUGGGGAGCAUUCAAGGAACAACUUAGAAAGACUACUCACAACUUACAACUUCUUGAGGAAGCACUUACGCCUGUGUCUGCCUUUGACCUUGGAGGGAGCCUCCAGACCAUUUUAGGUCUACAGAAAAAAUGGAACGAAAUGAAGCCUCAGCUGCAGCAACUGAAUGAUGAAGUUUGGUACCUCCUAAGAGCAUCGGAAGAGCUAAGUGACAAAGGAGCCCCUGUGAAAGAGAAGUCCCAGCAGCUGAGAGAGCUCAUUCACCUCCACCUAACACAAGAGGAGAGAAUCCGAGAUUACGAGGAUAUCCUGUACAAGCUGGUCCGAUUCCACCAAGUCAAGGAGAAGCUGGGUCAUCUCCACAAAUCAAGGGAAAUAGAGUUUUUAGACCAGCCAGAGGAUCUAGAUGAUGCCCACGAAGCCCAGGUCCACCUCAGUCGUGCUCAGGAGAAGCAGGCACACAUCGGUCAUCUCCAUAAACUGGCCCUUUCCUUGGGAGUGGAUAUCAUCUCAUCAGUGCAGCGGCCUGUAAGCAACUUGGAACACCGUCAUUCCUACAACUGCUCUAAUGUUUCUGCAAAGAACCUGCAGCAGCAGCUGGACCUCCUUGAGGGGGACAGUGGGAACUGGCGUGCCAGAGCCCAGGAGUAUGAACGGACCCUGACCCUCAGCCUGGAGUUCUGCAACACAAGGGACAGUAUAAAUGAGCUCAAAGAGUCAUUCAAAGAUAUCAAAAAGAAAUUCAACAAUUUAAAGUUUAAUUACACUAAGAAAAAUGAAAAGGCUCGGAAUCUGAAGGCUCUUAAAUAUCAAAUUCAACAAGUUGAUGUGCAUGCUGAAAAAAUACAGGCUUUGAAAAAGAAAAUGGAAAAAGUUGAGAAUAAAACUUCUGAUUCUUUCUUGAGUUAUCCAAAUAAUAAAGUUAAUGUUCUUUUGGAAGCCAUGAAGGAUUUGCAAAAACAUGUGGAUGAGUUUGACAAAGUUGUGACAGAUUACAAGAUGAAUUUGGACCUGACAGAGCACCUCCAGGAGAUGAUAGAAGAGUGUCACUUUUGGUAUGAAGAUGCAAGUGCCACAGUUGUAAGAGUUGGAAAAUAUUCCACAGAAUGCAAGACAAAGGAAGCUGUGCAAAUUCUCCACCAGCAAUUCAAUAAAUAUAUCAUGCCCUCUGUGCCUCAGCAAGAAGAAAGGAUUCGGGAGAUCAGUGACUUAGCUCAGCGCUUAUAUGGUUUUGAAGAAGGGCAGAAAUAUGCUGAGAAAAUAAUGGCAAAACACAAAGAGGUUCUUGAAUCUAUCACUGAAUUAUGUGUCUCUCUCACAGAGCUUGAAGAAAAGCUGAAGGGGGACAUUUUAAAGACAAAUGUGAAUUUGGAAGACCUCCAUGAUGACUUCAUCGACCUGCUAAAAGAACCAGCGAGUAAUACACGGACACUAUUCAGUGAAGAAAGGAAUAAGGCGCAGGGAGCAGGUGUUCUGGCCAUCAGUGGAACAGGAGAGGGUCAAUCUCCCCAGCACCUGAAUCAGCUGCUCUCUGACAGAGAGGGUGCUGUCCAAGGCCAGCUCUUGCCUACAGACACGCUUUCAGGAGAAGAAUAUGAAUGUGUCUCACCUGAUGACAUCUCCUUGCCUCCACUCCCGGGAAGCCCCGAUCCCCCGCUUGGCCCAGCUGACAUGGACAUGGAAAAGCGUGCCAGCCCUUCCCUCAGCAUUCACACAAGCAGCUACAAGAUGCAGACUGGGGCCAGCAGGCCAGGGGAGGCCCAGGCCUCGGGCAUUCCACCCCCUGCUGCUUUUGCUGACACUUACAAUGAUGAGAGAAAAACUUUCUCAAGUCAUUUUGAGAGGCCUUACCCCCAGUUCAAAGCUGAGCUCCCAUUAACCUCCGGAGGAUUUCUGGAAAAAAGUACUGCCUUCUGCACAAUCAGGGCUAAACAUCCAGAGAGCAUGCUGAGUGACGUGCAUGAGAGAGCUUCACAGCAGCACCCUCAGGCUCAGGGACGUUUGCUAGAAACCCAGGAGAAAGUGCAUGUCGGUAAUAACAUCACUAAACCCCAAGACAGGCUGCAUGCUUCCCAGGAUGCAUUCCCAGGCCUUGGGUUUCUCUCAGACCCCGGACGGGCCUAUCAGAGGCAAAUGGUCCCCCAAGACGAGAUUAAAUGCACAUCAGCAAAGAACACUGUGGUCAGCCUCGCUGGCCAGGCACCUAAUUUCUCCAGACUCCUGUCUAAUGUAACUGUCACAGAAGGUUCGCCAGUGACUUUGGAAGUUGAAGUAACAGGAUUUCCAGAGCCUACUCUGACAUGGUACAAGAAGGGCCAGAAAUUGUCUGCUGAUGGGCACUUACAGGUUUUACACAAGGAGACAAGACAUUCGGUAUUCAUUCCGAAGGUAUGUGAGGCAGACGCAGGCCUCUAUGUGGCUCGGGCCCAAAACUCUAGUGGCAUUCUCUCUUCCAAUGUCAUCCUCCACGUGACAGGUAACCACCGGCCACCAAUCACAAGAAUAAACUGGGUAACACUGUGUGUCAUCUAUAUUAGUGUGUCCCUCAUGUACUGGGUCCUUGCACAGUAACUGCGGGGUUGGCACUCUUGGACGUCAUUCUCACGAGCCCAAAGGUGGUUGUUUAUUUUUCUGCAUCUCCCACAUCUUCCUAUAUCUCUCCUCUAAGUGUACCCUUGUUCUAGCCAUAUUGUUUGCUUGGCUAAUACCAAACUCUGUGAAAUAAGCAAAUUUUCUUUUAGUGUUUUAGUAUAUUUGAGGAGCUUGGUAAGUUCUUAGCAGCAGAUAAACAUACAUUUUUGUAUUCUAGAAAGAGAUGUGUUCAAUAUAAAGCCCAGUAAAAUUACACUAGGUUUAUUCCCUCCUCACUUAAGAGCAUGUAUGUCAAGGCUCACAUCAAUAGAGAGAUAUGAAUUAAAUUUCAAAUCCAAUUGUUUGAGAAUUUAUUUUUAAUUAUACUCAUAAACAUCUCUGUAGAAUAACAGGAGAAAUAUUGAUGAGAAGCUGUAAUUUACCUUAUCACAUCAGCUGUCCUUUCAUUGCAUUUCAUGUCUUAAUCUCAUUUAUUGAAAUACAUUCUAUGUAGUUUCAACCUUGCCUGCCUUCCUAAGUCUGAGGAGGCCACUGUAAAUAAUCAUUCCUCAAGUUGAUCUCACAGGUUUCACAAUAGCAAAUAGAUGUGCUGUCAACUUUAGAUGGAGGCUCAAACUUCCAUCAACUGUACCUGUCAUAGAGUAAAAUGGGGCACGGGCUGCAGAUGGACUAAUGUAAUCCCUGUCAUGUGGCUGUCAGGGUUUGGACAGCCAUGCAUACACAAUGGCAACCUGUUCUUCCUGCAUCUUCUCUUCAUUCUGCUGCUGACCAUUUUUUUGCAGCCUGUAGAAAAGACAUCCCUUUGCCUCAGUUUCCCAUUUGGAAAAUGAGUUUAUCAUCUACCUCUCGGACAAUUGAGAAUUUUCUUUGCAUGUCUUGUAAAGAUUUGGAAAAUGGAAAGCAUUCUAUGAAGCCUGAAGUUAAUUAUAUUAUUUGAUGUGACUUAUUAUCAUUUUGCCUCCUGCCCACUAUCUCAUUCAUAUGUUGUUUCUUUGGAAUAUUUAUGGAGUGGUAUUAGUCUGUGAUUUCCAACCUUUCCCAUGUGGAAAGGUGAUGUUUUAUAAAUUGGAACUUAAAUUCCUUUCUAGUUUCUUAAGAUUAUAUCUUUUUCAAAGACUUGAAAUUAACUUAUGAGGGUGCAUUUAGUAUGAUCUAGGGGAAAAGUAUGUAAUAAGACUACAUAAGGUGAAUUCUGUCCUUUUCUUCUGAUUAUCACUAUAAUAUUAAAGAAUUUUCCUGUGCAUUUCUGAAAUAUAUUAUUUAGAAAAGAGGACCUCUUUUUGAUUCCUUUUAAAAAUAAACAUGA